This is a messenger RNA of Hydractinia symbiolongicarpus, 2136 nucleotides long. RefSeq lists its product as uncharacterized. Gene Ontology annotation, molecular function: 3'-5' DNA helicase activity; ATP binding; nucleic acid binding. The transcript has 5 exons. Gene Ontology annotation, biological process: telomere maintenance; double-strand break repair via homologous recombination. Gene Ontology annotation, cellular component: nucleoplasm; cytoplasm; nucleus. The record is from RefSeq and is a predicted model, not a curated record. The coding region runs from base 1 to 2136 and encodes 711 amino acids. Lineage: Eukaryota; Metazoa; Cnidaria; Hydrozoa; Anthoathecata; Hydractiniidae.
AUGGAUGUGUUGAAACGUUUGGAUUUUGUAUUUAAUAUGCACGAAGGUUUUCCUUCUCACUGCCUUAAGCCUAAACAAGUUCAAUGUUUUGAAGCUCUUUUAAAGGGCAGGGAUGUUGUAGCUGUCCUUCCUACGGGUUAUGGAAAGUCGUUAAUUUUUCAACUUCUUCCUGACGUUAUACCACAAAAAAGUACAAGGAAUAUCGUUAUUGUGGUGUGUCUUUUAUCUUCAAUUAUAGAAGACCAAGUGCAGUUUUUAAACAGUGUUGGUAAUUCAGCAAUGUCACUUCAUUGCAAUAAUAGUUCCACAAGCUCUUAUGAAAGUUUGUUUGCCGAAAUGAAAACUCAUGAAGAAAUCAAUAUAUCAAAAAAGGUGCAAGAAGGGGAUAUAAAUCUACUCUUCGCUCAUCCAGAGGCAAUACUUUCCGAGCAAGGCAGAAAUUUAUUAAAGUCAACUGUGUAUCAAGAUAAUGUUGUUGGAAUUGUUAUUGACGAGGCCCAUUGUGUAGAAUUUUGGGGAGAAGAAUUUAGAAAAGAUUUUAAAGAACUUUCCACAGUGCGCACUUAUUUUCCAAAAGCAUCUAUGUUAGCCCUUACUGCAACUGCCUCACCUCAUCAUAUAACAAGUUUAGUGAAGUCAUUGAAUAUGUCAACAGCAAAAGUUAUCAGAGUAAAUCCCAACCGCAAAAACAUAUUUCUUGACAAAAAGAUCCGCAAAAGUAAUGCUUCUGGAUUCGAAAGCUAUGAGAAUAUAUUGUUACCUAUAGCAAAUUCAUUAAAUUCAGUAAGAGAACAAUUUUCAAUGACAAUCAUUUAUAUGAAAUUAAAAUAUUGUGGUCUUGCCUUUAAUCUAUUUGAAAGAAUUUUAAGCACAUUUCAAUACGUGGGAUUUGAAAAAACACCAUCUAGUCGUUUGUUUUGUCAAUACCAUGCACCGCAGACAAAAGCUAUGAAACAAAUUAUCAUAAAGGAAAUUUCUAAGAAGAACUCACGGAUCAGAGUUAUCUUUGCUACCACUGCGCUCGGAAUGGGUGGUAAUAUUCCACAUGUAGAAAAUGUUUACCACUUUACCCCACCCAGCAAUCUUGAAGCUUAUGUUCAAGAAAUAGAACGAGCUGGCAGAAGUGAGCAACCUGCAACAGCUAUUUUGUUUUACAAUAAUUCCGAUGUUUUGGCAAAUAAAACAAAUGUGGAUAAAAAUAUGAAAUUGUACUGCCAGACAUCAACUUGCCUAAGGGAGCAUAUUCAAAAACAUUUUGGUUCCAAGCACGAACUUCAAGAAAAAUGUUGUUCAAUCUGUGAAAAAGUGGAAUUGGUAGAAAAACCAACCACUGUAAGAACUCGUUUAACAGCAAAAUUAAGAAAUGAAUUAAAUAAGGAACUAUGUAUGGCCCUAUCCAACAUUAGUGAAGAAAAUUCGAUAUUUUUGUUUGGGACUCCCAAAGAGCUUGCCGCUGACAUUUGUUACACAAGCUCACAAUCAAACACAGGUGCCCCUGAUUUAUCCAUGUUAGAUGAGAACAUUGCUAAAGAAGUUCAAAAUAUUUUGUCAAAUUAUGAAGAAGCAUCGAAGCGUAAGAAAACAAAGAUUGUGCCGAAGGUUAAUGACGUAAAUACAAAUGUUAUUAUCGACAAAAGUGAAUUCACUAUUGUUACCGCCCUUGUUUACGUAAUCGAUAAAGAAUCAGCUGAUAACGCCUUCCAAAAUCUACCGAACGAUUAUCGAAAAAUCUGCGAAAAAUUCCAAUGUUUAUAUCAUGGAAAAGGAAAAUUUUUAAAUUAUAAAUGUAAACUAAAAAUCGACGAAAAUGUCCGUCCUAUCCAACAACGACUUCGACGUCAACAGUAUCAACUUCGCAAACCUAUCAAAGAAAAGCUCGAAUCGAUGGAAAAAGAUGGUUUAAUAAGCAAAGUCGAUUCACCUCAAGAAUGGUUAAGUAAUAUUGUCGUUACACCGAAAUCAAAUGGUGAUAUCCGAAUAUGUCUCGACGCUCGUAAGAUCAACAAAGCUAUCUUACGACAAAAAUAUCCAAUUCCUACAGUUGAUUCGCUUAUCGACGAAAUCGGAGAUUCAAACGUGUUUAGUAAAAUAGACUUACGUGAAGCGUAUACUCAGAUCGAGUUAGAUGAAGAAUAA